AUGGACGGCAUUGACGAAGAGGCUGAGCUUGGCCCCCGCUCAUUGUCACGUCCCAUCAGUCCUCCGAGGAAGAGACAAAAGACGGACGAUCAAAGGGCUGCCAGGCCCGACCCUUUGCUGAAACAUGAGGGGAGCAGCACAAAAAGCGGCUCCGUGAGCGAGACCGCAUCUGAGCUAGAUGUUGCAUCUGGAAGCAACGAUGCUCAUCAGCAGCCGUACCAAAAGACGCCUGCAGCAGCAACAUUCAGCUCGCCCUUUCGUCUGACUCGUAUUCGUGACCUCGGAGAGGAGGAUAAUGUCGAUGCUCUCAGCUUAAACGACCUCAUUGGUGAUCCGCUGAUUGCUGAAUGCUGGGACUUCAACUACCUCCACGAUAUCCAGUUCCUUCUUGAUGCCCUAGACCAAGACGUGCGCGACCUCGUCAAAGUGCAUGUGGUCCAUGGAUUCUGGAAGAAAGACGAUCCUAACCGGGUUCUUCUUCAGGAUGAUGCCGAAAAGCACAAGAAUGUAGUGCUGCACACAGCCUUUCUCCCUGAGAUAUUUGGCACCCACCACUCCAAGAUGCUGGUUCUUCUGCGUCAUGACGACACGGCGCAGGUCGUGAUACACACCGCCAAUAUGAUCCCGAAGGACUGGACUAAUAUGACAAACGGAAUAUGGCUGUCACCUCGCCUUCCUCUUCUCCAGGGUCAGGAUCCUGCAGCUACCAGCGAGUACGAAAGUUUGGCCGAGGGUACUGGUCACAAGUUCAAGGUUGAUCUGCUAAACUAUUUGAAGGCGUAUGAUAGCAAACGAGCUGUCUGUCGAGACCUGGUAAGAAAUCUGGAGAGAUAUGACUUUUCCAGUAUACGCGGUACCCUCAUCGCCAGCGUUCCGGGACGGCAUGAUUUUGGCGACCUGUCAACUAGUGCUUGGGGAUGGGCAGCUAUCAAGAGGGCGCUUCGGUCUGUGCCAUUGCAAGUCGGUAAAUCUGAAGUCGUGGCACAGAUAUCGUCCAUUGCAACGCUCGGCCCAACAGACACUUGGCUCCAAAGAACACUCUUUGAGUCCAUGUGCCGAGGAAAGACCGCAGGUGUUAUACCAAGACCGCAAUUCAAGAUCAUGUUUCCUACUGCCGACGAGAUUCGGCGCUCGUUAGAUGGCUAUGGCUCUGGUGGUUCCAUACACACCAAGAUACAGUCAGCCCAGCAAGCAAAGCAGUUGAUAUAUCAAAGACCCCUACUUUGCCACUGGGCCAACGAUUCGCCACACGGUCAAGAUCUUGGUCAAAACGUCUCUAUCCUAGAUGCGGGCCGGAACCGAGCUGCGCCGCACAUCAAGACGUACAUCAGAUACGGAGCUAAUUCUAUCGACUGGGCGCUGCUGUCUUCAGCCAAUCUGUCGAAGCAAGCCUGGGGUGAUGCGACAGGCCCGGGGGGCCAGACAAGGAUAUCCUCGUGGGAGAUUGGGGUGCUUGUAUGGCCCGAGUUGUUCGCCAAAGAUGCGCUGAUGACCACUGUUGUCAAAAGAGACACACCAUCGAUAGAAACGACGAAUCUAGGUUUGGGCCGUCCUGUAGUAGGCCUGCGUUCCCCAUAUAGCAUGCCGGUACAGAGAUACGGCCAUGGUGAAGUUCCUUGGGUGGCAACCUUGUCGUAUUCAGAACCCGACUGGGCAGGUAACAUUUGGUGA
Molecule: messenger RNA, 1671 nt
Organism: Pyricularia pennisetigena
Lineage: Eukaryota; Fungi; Ascomycota; Sordariomycetes; Magnaporthales; Pyriculariaceae
Exons: 3
Coding region: 1-1671 (556 amino acids)
Biological process (GO): double-strand break repair; single strand break repair
Cellular component (GO): nucleus
Molecular function (GO): double-stranded DNA binding; 3'-tyrosyl-DNA phosphodiesterase activity; single-stranded DNA binding
Source: RefSeq, a predicted model, not a curated record